AUGUCUCUCGAAGCAGUCACCCUCGAGCAUCUACCAGCUUCGCACAAGGUCUACAUUGCCCUAUUCAGUGACGUUCAGAAUGCGGCCUUCCUGCACCAGCAGCUUCUCGCUCGGAACCCCGAGUUUGAGUACGCCUUCAUUGAUGCCUCAGUGAUCUCUGAUGCUUACCGUCGCUAUGGCAUUUCUCCAUCAACAAAGGAUCUCAUUGUGGUCAAGAUCACCUUCCCAGGAGAGGAUGGUGCUGAACCUUUGACCCAAGACCAGAUCUGGGAGCACCUGAAGACCAACGUCCAAGGAGAGGCUUUGUCCAUUACAGACGAGCAAAUAUCCACCGCUACUGACCUACCAAAAGUGCGCAAGUACUACAAGUUGAAUGGACUCAAGUGGCUUGACGAUAUCAAGGAUGAAAAGGUCAAGCAAAAGGAAAUGGAGUCGCUUGUUAUAGGCGCCAUGGCUCUACGAGGUGUUUGA
Messenger RNA from Fusarium coffeatum, 471 nucleotides. RefSeq lists its product as uncharacterized. Lineage: Eukaryota; Fungi; Ascomycota; Sordariomycetes; Hypocreales; Nectriaceae. The record is from RefSeq and is a predicted model, not a curated record. Gene Ontology annotation, biological process: tRNA threonylcarbamoyladenosine modification; telomere maintenance via recombination. Gene Ontology annotation, cellular component: nucleus; EKC/KEOPS complex; cytosol. The coding region runs from base 1 to 471 and encodes 156 amino acids. The transcript is spliced from 2 exons.